CUGUCCGUCCGUCCAGGUUGAGGGGGUGGUGUUGUUGUUGCUGUUGUUGUUGUCGUGUGAGGUGGCGUGUGGGCGAACUUUCUUUCUUUCGUUCUUUCCUUCUUCGUUUCAUGCUCUCUCUCUCUGUCUCUCUCAUUCUCUCGCUCAUUCUCUCUCGCUCUGUCUGUCUCCGUGGGAGUGAUUUAUGCUCCUUGCAAUGACGGACUGGAGUUCCCGCUGGUUCCCGUUUUCCCGACCUGGAGUGAAUUGCUGUUGGACCUUCUUUAAGGGGAUUUGUGGCAGAGCGUUGUCGAGGUGCUUGUCUUCUCCUCCUCGGGAUGUUGAACGCUUCCUUAUUGUCUAAGUCACUCUGCCGGAGAAGAAGCCGUCCCCAUUCUGAAUCUGUUUUGAGGAAUCGAAUGUGGAAUUGGUUCCACAUCCUGAAUUGUUGAAGAGGUCGCGAGAACUGAACCCCGGAUUCCAUCGUGGAAAAUUGUCUCGUACGUUUAGGUUAGGUUUCAUUCUCGUGAUGGUUAACGUCGAUUUUGUGCAUUCAUCGACUCUUUCUUCUCCAUUUGAGUUGAGCCCAGCAUCCUAGUAUGAGUCUCUCCUGCGAUUAACAUGGGUCGAUAGAAUUGCGGGGGGCUCUUUGAACGAGGUUAACGAUGAGAACCUGAGAGACUUGCCACCCAUUUUUUCAUUUCCUGAUAGAAUUUUCUUAUCCUCUAUCUCUUUGCUGGAGGUAUAUCGAAGUGUUAUUCUCUAGAGUUCCUCCAUGUGAUAUGAAAGGAGGCUGCUAUAAUUUUAUUGUUGUGUCUAUUCAGGAGUUUCUACUUGCUACGUUUAGCUGAAGGUCGAGCCAAAACAUAAUCCUUGAGUGCGAUAGCUUUUGAGGAGGAAAGAAUUUUGCCAAGAGUUUAGUUUCUUGGCACAAGUGAGGGUCUAUCUUUUCUAUUACGCGUAAGUCCCCAUAUUCUGGUAUUGCCAAUUUGGACUGUGUGUGGUACAUCAGAGCUCCAGGACCACCUGCAGAGUCAUGGUUUGUGAUUCUGGAGUUAGAUAAUGGAUUUCUAUCUAGGUGACGCAAGAGCAUGUUGUUCCAUGCGUGCCAGCAGGCUCGGUUUUACUCGAACAAUUCAGGGCUGCUGAAACGUUGGAUUUGGUAUCGUUGGGCACGAAUGGGUUGUGUGUUUCCCAUUAGACUCCAAUCAGGUUUAUCGAUGUUUUCUCAAAAGAAAAUUUAGUCCUGAAGCUUGGAUUCUGCUAAAUAUUGCUGGACUCACUUCCUUUCACCUAUUCGUAUGUCUCGAAACCACAGCAAAUGAAAGGUUGGUGAUAUGACAGUGAUAAGAGUUAUGGAGUUCCGUUGUUUUCGCCCUGGGUAUUGUUCUUACAGACAAUAUAGCAGAGAGAACCAAAUAUGAGGAUGUCCAAUGCUUUUAGAAGAUGGAGGUACCUCAUUCUCUUAACCUCAAAGUGCAUGUCUCAGACUUGUCACGUAAGAGUAGUGCGAUUUGCAGCAGCAAGGUGUAUGCUCAGUGGAUUUACACGAUAGCUUACUGAGCAUGUGAAUGCCUGAGGUCUGGGACACUAAUGCUUCAUGGAAUCUUCCUUGGACCGUCAUUUGGCGCACCUUUGUGGAAGAGUCAAAUAUCUUGUCCAUUGUGAUGUUAAACAAGUGCAUUCGAGAGUGGUGUGAAGAUCUCCGGAAUAAGACGAAGAAUUGUUAGCGCAGGCAAGUUGAUGGGCUGGAGUGCGCAUACAAGUUCUUUGCUCAUCUCUCUCUUAAGGCGUCCUCAUUAAACGUACUUAGAGGUUCUGAGCGUAGCUUCGAAGAGAUGCUCGUCCAGGCAUUUUGGUGACAAUCUUCAUGCUUUCACUGUACAAGAUGAGCUGAAGGGAGCCGGCGUUUUUAGAAAUUUACUAAUUUGAUAUUGAAGAUUUCUCAAAUCAUGGGGCUGCCUGGACCAUCCAGUAAUGCAGCAGAUGAUAUUCAGCCAGGAGAGAUAUUUCUUCUCAGUGUUGGUACUGCGACUUCUUGCUACAAUGGCAAAAAAGCAUCCAACACCCAUCGGGAGUCUCAAGAAGUGGUUAAUCAUAAUGUUGCUGCAACCCACAGCAGAGGUGUGAUUGGCGACCAAAGAACAAGCAAAAGUGGAGUAUCAGAUUACUAUGAGUGCACUAGUAGGCUUGAAGGGGGUUCGAAUUCUCACUUAGAUGGCACUAGUGAUGUUCAAAGUAAUUCCCUCUGGGAGUAUCCUCUGUGUAACUCCAAGGCAAAUGCAAGUGACCAACCAGCUAUCUGGACUGGUGUGUUGGAGAACAACUUGUAUCGUCGACAGAAAGGUGCUUCAGUGGCCCGAACUCCAACGUCAAUUAUCGUAGGAUUUGAGGCACAAUCAUCAACUGCGUCGCAUGUCGCAACCUCGAAAAGUGUGGGUGACAAUGCUGGCACUUCGCAGUAUGAAAUGUUUGGCUUCUCUCAAAGCAGCAGCAGCAGCCGACAAACAGGGGGUAGUGACAUUGGGCUACACAGUACUCGCAAGAAGACCUCGUCUUCUCUUACCGACUUGCUGGCAUCUGGUCAGACUAGUGAAGUAUUAGAUUAUGGGAGCUCAAAUGAUCAAGACUUUAAGGGUGUGGAUGAGGAUGAACAGACUGGUAGCCUCGCAGUGGACCAAGUUCCUGUCUCUCUACAGCUAGAUAGAAAUUACCAAAUCCGAAGUAGUGGCCAACAGCUAUCAGUGCAAACUGAUGGGCCUGUACGAACUACCAUUGAAACGGGCGAAUUAGGCUUGACUCACAAGGAGACGGUGUCUGAAGAGCUUUUAGGAAAGCUAGAUGUAAAUGGUGUCGGGGGCAAUUUGUUGUCCGUAAAUUCGAAUUGUUUUAUUCAGAGUAUUCGAUCUGCACGUCCAGGAAUACUCCCUACUCCUUUAUCACCCUUAGGACCACGCUUGUCCUCUUCAGCAUCAGCAGCAUCCUUGGAUGUGGGCAGUGUACAAAACAAUCCUUCCUGUGCCAGGAGUAUUGUGAGCGGCCUGCAAAUUCCUGCCCAGCGUCAAUCGAAGUGGAUCUCAGACUUUUAUCGUGGUGAGCCCGUGACUGAAGAGGAAGCUGUCGGAAGUGUAAUAGAAGGUUCAUUUGACAAUUCUUGUCAUGAUAAUCAAUCUCCAUCGUCUGGGAAUUUUCUGAAGCAUCAACGUGCGGGUAUCUGGGGAUUUGAAUCUUUAUCUGCCCCUCAAAAGAGCGUCAUUGGGUCGCUUGGCGUUCCUAGUAGGCGCUCAUUGGUUGGCUCUUUCGAAGAGUCACUUCUUUCUGGACGGUUUUUGGCUGGUAAAGUGAGCCAGAAGCUGGAUGGAUUCCUGGCAUUGCUGAGUGUCACGGGUGGUAGCUGGCCGCCACCUGUUAAGAAGCUACCCUUUUCGGUCAUGUGCGUAAAUGGAGAUAGUUCGCUACCCUAUUUUGCCUCUAUAGAUUUGGCCGGCACUCCUGAGGCGAAAUCAAUUAAGAGUCCCACCAAAGCCCGCUUCAAGAUACCUGUGAAAGGGCGUGUUCAAUUGGUCUUAAGCAAUCCAGAGAAGACUCCUGUGCAUACCUUCAUAUGUAGCUACGACCUGACGGAUAUGCCACCUGGUACAAAGACAUUUCUGCGGCAUAAGGUCUCAUUAGCAUCGGACGCGUGCCCCACAACUCCUGGAAAAGAAUGUCGCAGAACAGUUCCAGAUUCUCGCUUGAGUAGGCUUUCUGAACCCUCCGGAGAUGGUCGUUGCAGCUUUUCCAAGUUCAGUAGUUCAAUGUGCUCCAGAGGAGUUUCUGCAGAUUUAUUCGGCAACAAUUAUUGGCAAGGUCGUGAAUGUGGGGCACAACCUUGCCCUGGAGUUAAUAAUGUGGUCAUAGACGAAACCGAACCGCUAGAACACAGGGUUGGUGCUGGCGUUAAUGCUUUGGGUUGCAAUCACAUGCACUCGAACACAUUUGAAAAGUCUGGAUCUUCUGUAGUUAUGAAAUGUCCAGACCAAGUCGGUCCUCUUGCGGAAAAUAGUUUUCUUAUGUUACAGAGUCUAGAAAACAAAGCAGGUAAUUCAAUCUUCGAACAAGAUUUUGCUGAAGGAGGUAAUCAAGAUGGACGAAUUCCUGAUUCGAGAAGGAAAAGUUUGCCAAACCUUGAUGGGCUCGGUGGUACAAAAGGAAGUUCCAAAGCUGGCGAAGGCACGGGCGGUGCUUUAAAAUAUGCACUUCAUUUGAGGUUUAUGUGCCCACGUAUUAGAAAUAAUGAGAAGGACAAAAUACAAAGAACACAGGUUAGAACAACGCCUCCAAAGGGUGUGAAGGCUACGAAGGUGUUAGAAGAUAAGCGUUUCUACAUUUAUGGAGAUUUGCGUGUUAUCUUCCCGCAACGGCAUUCCGAUGCGGAUGAGGGCAAGCUACAAGUUGAGUAUGAUUCACCGGCAAAUCCUAAAUACUUCGACUUCAGCAGCUAGCUCUAGUUUUCCAGAUGGCUACCUUUCUUACAGUCAACUUCCUUCUAUUGAAGGUUUCUGAAGUUAUUCUUGUUGGCCAGAAACCUGUGAUUCUUUCGGGGAUUGUUAUCAUGCGUAGCGCCUGUCAUUGAAGGAGCAUGCGAUCAACUUCCUUUUACACUAUUUGUAAAUAGUGUUUUGCUAUUGGUUUAGGGUUUAGGGUUUAGAGUUCACCACUUAUCACUAUCUUCUUGCAACGGAAGGUCCCUUUAGUAGUUUAAGUUUCCUGUAAUAAUUUUGUCGCUGCUGUCUCGUUGUAAUUUCAUUUCUUUUUUUCGACUUAUUUAGCUGUAGUAUCUUUCUGCUGAAAUGUUUUCCAGCUCCGUUUUGAGUCAGGUAUUACUCUGCGAUGGUACACGUGAAUAGCUGUUGGCUGUUAAGAAUCAUGUCGGUGUGUUAAUUCCACUGGUGCCGAGUCUGAAGUCUUCUUUAACAUAGAAACAGCCAGGAUUUUAGGAAAAAGGUAUCUAAUGCUUAAACUGUAAAGUAAAUUCAGGAAAGGGGCCUCGAUGCAUACAACGAUUAUAACCAAUUCCGUAACUGUUUAUUCCUGGUGUAAACACUAAAAGUUACGUUUUGACUCUCCUGCUAAGGUUUGCAGGACAUUUUCCAAUA
Physcomitrium patens is the source of this 5117-nucleotide messenger RNA. RefSeq lists its product as uncharacterized. The record is from RefSeq and is a predicted model, not a curated record. NCBI's taxonomy places the organism in Eukaryota, Viridiplantae, Streptophyta, Bryopsida, Funariales, Funariaceae.